AUGAACAAAACAGCUUCACAAAAUGCCGUACAGCCUACACGGACAACAUUGGACAAGCACUGCACAGUUCAGUGCGCGUCAAAUUGCGUGGUUCGGUGUACGUUAAAUUGCGCGUUGAAUUGCAUGUUUAAUUGCACGUCGAGUUGUGUGGUGGGUUGCGCGUUGACAUGCGCGAGUCGGCGCAUGUCAAAUUGCGCAGUGCGGUGCAGCCAAUGUUUUGCGAUUUGCGUGUUAAAUCGUGGUGCGGUACGGUGCAGUGCGGUGCGGUGCGUGUCGGAGCUAGCGCACACCACAAGCGGUGAGCGCCGAUGCUCCGGCGCGCAAUGCCCGGUNCCAGGUGUGGUGCGUGCGGUGCGGCGCGGACACCGAAGCGGUGCACGGCGAUGCUCGGGGGCGCAUUGCGCGGGCCCAGGCGUGGAGCAGUGCAGUCCGGGACGACGCGGUGUGCAGUGCACGGUCCAGAACGAAAAGAAAUGA
Messenger RNA from Volvox carteri f. nagariensis, 477 nucleotides. RefSeq lists its product as uncharacterized. Lineage: Eukaryota; Viridiplantae; Chlorophyta; Chlorophyceae; Chlamydomonadales; Volvocaceae. Bases 1 to 477 code for a protein of 158 amino acids. The record is from RefSeq and is a predicted model, not a curated record. The transcript has 3 exons.